ACUCAUCAAGUAUUCAUAUCUCAGCAUUGUGCCACAUUACAGGCAAACGACAUAACAAAUACCAUCGUAACGUGCCAUCCUUACUUCAAUCUUCGAACAUCCUCUACGACUUUGGCGCUAUGUCUCCGCAGCUACUUGUUAUCACCGGUGUCUCAGGGCAUGUGGGCUUCCGCGUGCUCGUUGAAGCUCUCAGCAGAGGGUACAAUGCUCGAGCUGUGAUUCGCAAUGCAUCACAGACCGAUCAAAUCAAGGCCACCGAUUCCGUGAAGCCGUACUUGACCCAGGUUGAGUUCGUAGUAGUCCCGGACCUGCUCGUUCCAGGUGCCUUCGAUGGCGUACUUGACGGCGCGGACUGUGUAGUCCACGUUGCCUCUCCACUUCCUUCAGCAAGCCAGGAAUUCAAGCGCGACCUGAUCGAACCAGCCGUUAACGCAACCUUGGGCAUUCUCAAGGCGGCAAAGAAGGUCUCGAAAAUCAAGAGAGUUGUUAUUACCUCUUCGAUCGCUUCUCUUAUAACUUGGGACUACCUUGUAUCAUCUGAUAUCACGAAAGUGUUCACUGUGCGAGACACUUACACCCCAGCCAACCUUAACGGUCCCUUCGCAAACGCCAUGGACGCUUACGGUGUCUCAAAGGCAGCAGCCCUUGCCGCCACGGAGCGCUUUAUUCAGGAAGAGAAGUCGCACUUUGAAGUUGUCAGCAUUCUACCCAGCAUGGUGACCGGAAAAAACGAGCUGAACCGCACGCCCGAGGAUGUCGGUAAAGGCAGCAACGGCACCACCCUUGGCGUUUUGCUAAACAACAAGAGCGAUACCCCAAGUCUCGGUGUGUCAGUCCACGUAAACGACGUGGCAAGAGCACAUAUCGACGCGCUGGACCCUGCGAUCCAGGGCAAUCGCAACUACCUCUGCUCUUCGGGCGGAGUCGAGGGCACCACCUGGGAGGACGCCAAGGAUAUCGUCAGACGGAACUUCCCUAAGGCCGUGGCUGACGGCAUUUUCCCCCUUGAGGGGAGCCAGCCUUCGCGGCCUAUUCGCCUAGACUCGUCUGAUACGGAAGAAGUCUUUGGGUGGAAGUUUGCAAGCUUUGAGGAGCAGGAUACGCUGACAACAACGUGUCCUUUGGUGAAGGAACCCCAUAUGCAAGAGGACACGCUGGUCAACGAUGAUCAACUUGCGAAUCGGCGAGCGCGUGGAAGACGGGCUCAGCGGGAGUUCCGCCAGAGACAGAUUGACACCAUCAACGAGCUCCGGGCCGGCAAAGAGUCCAUGCAGGCCGCCAUCGCCUCAAUAGCGCGCGCUGCGGCUCAGCAGGACAGCGCUGGAAUGUCUGCAGCAGUGCGCGACGCGUGUCGACUCGCUGGGGUCGAAAUACCCCAAGAGCCAGGCUUGUCCCGUGUAGACCCCCCGAGUUGCUCUGUCCGUGAUGAGCCCCCGGCGCAGGAAUCAUCAGAGGUGGCCGGCGCCACAACGGUUUCAUGGGAACAGGAGCCAGGCACCACUAAUAUUCAAAGCCAGUCUCCUCCCAUAUUGGGCAGAGCUCCCUAUGCAGGUGGACUAGGCGUUGAGAAAUCCCAUCAUCAAUCCCAUCAUCAAUCGGGAAGAAUGUCGCCAACACUCGGCUAUGGCCUCUGGUUCGGCCCCGAGACUUCCAUCCCAAUCGAGUAUCCGCCCAUGGACAUUGUUCCAUAUCUCCAAGGCGGCUCUUCGCUCGCCAUCACUGUGUUCUGGACCAGCCUCUCCUGGGGCUUCCAAAUACUCGGCGCCGCGCUCGGAGGGAACGUUGAGGCGGUGGCUACAGCCCAAAACAUAUUCAGUGCUAUUAUCUCCACCAGUCCUGGCCGAGAUGUCUUGAACGGCAUCCACGCCCGCCUGAUAUAUCGCAAGACGGGGACGAUUGAUCGAGACCAUCCCGGCAACAAGCCAGAGCAGGCCCCAGGGAUAUUGGCAGCCAUGGCCAGGUUAUGCGAAAACAACGGCACCCCAUUAGAGACUUUCCUAACGCCCAUUGCGAUGGAGGAUCUGCUGAGGAACAGGCUAGGUCCUGCUUACGAUGUGAUUGAUCGGGCCGUGCGCGGGUAUGGCUCGCUAGAGGAAAUAGCCCGCCUUCGUGGGCUGGUUCAGAUGAUGACUAUAAGUAGUAUAUGUCUCGGGGACGGGCCACGGUGGCCAACUGAGAAGGCGGAGGACGUGGUUACGUAUUGGGCUCAUAGCGCCGGUUUACAUAUAUGUUGAUAAGUAAUAGUAGAUUUAAAUAGGGUCAGUAUUUAUUAAUUAAAAC
Fusarium redolens is the source of this 2280-nucleotide messenger RNA. RefSeq lists its product as uncharacterized. The transcript is spliced from 7 exons. Lineage: Eukaryota; Fungi; Ascomycota; Sordariomycetes; Hypocreales; Nectriaceae. Gene Ontology annotation, molecular function: oxidoreductase activity, acting on the CH-OH group of donors, NAD or NADP as acceptor. The record is from RefSeq and is a predicted model, not a curated record. The coding region runs from base 120 to 2234 and encodes 704 amino acids.